Messenger RNA from Biomphalaria glabrata, 5906 nucleotides. RefSeq names its product magnesium transporter NIPA2-like. Gene Ontology annotation, biological process: magnesium ion transport. NCBI's taxonomy places the organism in Eukaryota, Metazoa, Mollusca, Gastropoda, Planorbidae. Gene Ontology annotation, cellular component: membrane. Gene Ontology annotation, molecular function: magnesium ion transmembrane transporter activity. Bases 539 to 1894 code for a protein of 451 amino acids. The transcript has 7 exons. The record is from RefSeq and is a predicted model, not a curated record.
CGGCCUAUUGGCAGCGGUGUUCCACACACAGGCCAAUCCAAGACUUCAACCACACAAUCACCUUUAUGUUAACGUGUGCUGUAUGUCGCUUGCUAGAAGGCUAUUGAUUCAGUACAUUUUGUCUUUUGUUACCUAAGGAUAAAGCAAACUAUUAUUCUUGACUUGUUCUAAUGUGUGCUGUUUCGUUGGGGUUGGUUUCAAACUUUUUCCAGUUUUAUUUUCGUUCUCUUGUCAAACGUUGUGCUAAGACAAGCUUUGCUUAUCCAUACCGGUCUUGAAAACAUAGACCCACUAAAGUGCUCUCUCCCGAUUCAUUCAUCGAUUUUCUAUUGACUGAUUGAUUUUUUGGUGGUGUGUUUUUUCUUAUUUUCUUCCAAUCUCUUCUUGCUCCCUUUGGAUAAUACCAAGGAAUCUUCCUAUCUGAUGAUCAACGCUUAUCGUUCUACAAAUGUUAUAAACAGUAAAUCGCUCAAUUUAUAUUGAGUGUUCAAUCUGGCAUAUUAGUUCGAAGUAUCUGUCAAUUGCAAUUACAAGGAAAAUGACAGAAACACAGUUUGGACAAGGGUGGAGAAACCUGACUAGCCUGGCGUCACCUGACAACUCGAAUGUGACUGAAAGCCACCUUAACUUUACUUUUAUAUUUCCUUCACAGACUGAAAGCCACCUUAACUUUACGUUCGAGACCUCCACCUACAACGUCUCCUUUAAUGUUACUAAUGGGACCACGACAGCAAUGUCCUCAAGUGAAAAGGACGUUCAGGAUUUCAUUAUUGGUCUCUGUCUCGCCAUCGGGUCAGCCAUGUUGACCGGAGGAAGCUUCGUCUUUAAGAAGUUGGGACUGUUAAGAUAUGAAAAGAAAGAGGCGUCAAGGGCAGGUCAAGGUGGUCUGGGCUACUUAAAAGAAUGGAUGUGGUGGGGCGGAUUGGUACUUAUGGCUACUGGAGAGAUUUCUAACUUUGCAGCCUACAUUUUUGCCCCUGCCACUCUCGUCACACCCCUGGGAGCCUUAAGUGUUAUAGUCAGUGCCGCACUGUCUGACCGCGUGUUGAAAGAGAAGCUAAAUAUACUGGGCAAAGUGGGCUGUGUGAUCUGUGUCCUAGGCUCCACUGUGAUGGUCAUCCACUCUCCCAAGGAACAAGAGGUGCACAGUGUCAACGAUUUGAUGUUAAAGAUAAAAGAACCUGCCUUCAUUGUCUACGCAGCUAUUCUUCUUAUUAUCGCCCUUGUAUCCAUUUUCUACUUUGCUCCACGCUACGGCCAGAAGAAUGUUCUCGUGUACAUUACUAUCUGCUCCACUUUAGGGUGCUUUACCGUCAUGGGCAGUAAAGGUGUUGGAACAGCGAUCAACGCCACGAUUCGUGGUGACAACGAGUUCACCAACUGGAUGACCUACGUCCUUCUGGCCGUCGUGAUCGUCUGCAUACUUCUGGAGUUGAACUUUUUAAACAGGGCGCUGGCCUCGUUCAACACCGCCGUGGUCACCCCCAUUCUCUACGUCAUCUUCACUUCGUUCGUCAUCACUGGCUCCGCCAUUCUGUUUAAAGAGUUCGAAAAGAUGCCCGCUCUGGACAUUGUUGGAAACUUGUGUGGCUUUUUGGUGAUCAUCGCUGGGAUCUUCCUUCUGAACGCCUUCAAGGACAUGAAAAUUUCCUGGAGGAACUUGCCUAAGGCCAACAAGGGAUCGGAUCUUCCGGAAACUGAUUCGAUGAGCAGUACCGGCGUCACCAACGUCUCCUUUGUGGAUGUUCAGGAGAUUGAGGAUAGUCUGUCCCGAAAGCUGUCCAGCGAUUCCAUCACCAGGAGAAUGUCAGACAAGUCUGACUACAACGAGAACGGGCUGGCUAGAGACAGGUACACGUAUCACGGCGGCAGUCCGAACCAGGACAUUUGCUAAAGCAAUGAGAACGCUAAUUCUGAACCAGAAUAUUUUCUAGGGCAAAAUCAAUGGAGGUCGUUUACAUUACAUGUUUACCAUGCUUAUACCAUCCAUACCAGGUAUUGCAGUGAUCUCAGUUUUCGUGUAAAAAUUUUCACUGGCCUAACGACAACACUUUAAUGUGCAGCAAGGUCGUCAGGGUCAAGAGGUCAUCAAGCUCCUGAGUGUAUUGCUCACCAAAUCGAUAUGGGUCAAACACUGAUACAUUGAAAUGCUGUGAUAUUAUACAAUUCAACAUUAAUUAAUUAAUUAUUUUUUUCAAUAUGUGUGCGUGUUAUAUUUUGUUGUAUAUAAAGUCGAUCAGAUGCACUGUUAUAACAUUCACUUAGAUAUUAUUGUUAUUUUGUUCUUAUCCAAACUGCUGAUGAGGAGCGAUAUUGCGAAAAUAUGUUGUCUACAUUUAAAAAAAAAUGUUUUGACAUAGCACCAAGUCUAAAAAAAAUUGUCGCGAUCGCUUACUAAUGAAAGAAUUUAAAAAAAAUGAUGUGUACAAAUGAUGUGUAUAAAGUCUGCUGAAAUUACAUUGUCUACCUGUACAAAAGAUACCAGACGUCCGGCAAAAGGAGGACAUGUCCUCCUCUUUGGGGUUGUGUCGUUUGUCCGGCAGGCAAUGACCUAAAGUGUAAUAAUGUACGGAUUUUUGCACUUCUGUUUUCUUCAACUGCAUGUUAUCCAUUGAUCUAAUUGAGUUCUACGAAAAGCCGAACCUUUGGUUUAAAGUCACCAACUCAUUACUGAAAGAAAGAUCACGUGUUUUUGUUAUUUUCAAGAGAAAAUCCUUCAUGAACUGGUGUUCAUUGAUUGAAGCCUAUUCAAACGAAGGGUCAUUUGUUUCUGCUGGCUUUACUUUUUCCCCAUCUAAUGUCAGAUAGAUGACAUGUGCAUCAUCUGUCCUGUUGAUCACAAGGUCUGAAAGCAGAGCUUUAAUUUUUGUAAUUUAUUGAAAAGAUAGCUGUAAGGUUUAUCUUUUGGGUACUUUCAUAUCAGAUGUUUGGUUCAUCCUUAGCUAACUUCAAAUCAUUUGUUCAUUUUAUCCUUGGCUACCUUCAUUUCAGAUGUCAUGUGUUAAGUUCAUCCUUGGCUAACUUCAAAUCAUGUGCUAAGUUCAUCCUUGGCUACCUUCAUUUCAAAUGUCAUGUGUCAUGUUCAUCCUUGCUUACCAUCAACUAGGGUGUUAGUGAUCCUUGGCUUAGUGAUCCAGAAGAUGUUUUUGUUUUGUUUUUGUUCUGAAGUAAUUCCUGAAACCUACGUCAUCUUUUACUAAACUUUACUUUGUCCCUACCUUUAAGACUAUGUCUCCCUAAUUGUCCUCUUACGGGCAUGUGUCUGGUAACCUUAAGUACUGUACGCCACCAUCAAGCUUAUUAGUAACAAUGCAAAUAAAAAGUUUUAUCAUUUCUACCAUUCAGAACCAAUGGAUUUGUUUUAUGUCAGAAGGUAAACCAGCUGAAUGUUGUUGUUUUUUUUUUAAUUACCUGCCUCAAUAUGUUCAUUAUAUGUAUUUUUCUUGUUCUUGUUCUGAAAACAUGUUGAAACCUGAUAUAUGCUUAUUACCCAGAUUGAAGCAUGUGAUGUUAUAUCUUCGUAAGUAAUACAGUAUUUGUGGGUAAACGUUUAAUGUAUUUGUUCUCAAUCUUAAAAUUGAAUUAUUCCUUUUAAGAAAUAAUUAGCUGGUUAAUUCGAAACAAAAAAAAAUUGUUGUUUUGGUCAAAUUGUAAAUAUACUCUUCAUUUUCUUUCAUACUUCAUUUCCGAUAUCAAGCUCAUUCUUGGUUACCUUCCUUUUAGAUGUCAGGUUUAUACUUAGUUACCUUCAUUUCAGAUGUCAGGUUCAUACUUAGUUACCUUCCUUUUAGAUGUCAGGUUCAUCCUUGGUUUCCUUCAUUUCAGAUGUCAGGUUCAUCCUUAGUUACCUUCCUUUUAGAUGUCAGGUUCAUCCUUGGUUUCCUUCAUUUCAGAUGUCAGGUUCAUCCUUAGUUACCUUUCUUUUAGAUGUCAGGUUCAUCCUUAGUUACCUUCCUUUCAGAUGUCAGGUUCAUACUUAGUUACCUUCCUUUUAGAUGUCAGGUUCAUCCUUAGUUACCUUCCUUUUAGAUGUCAGGUUCAUCCUUAGUUACCUUCCUUUUAGAUGUCAGGUUCAUCCUUGGUUACCUUCCUUUUAGAUGUCAGGUUCAUCCUUAGUUACCUUCCUUUUAGAUGUCAGGUUCAUCCUUAGUUACCUUCCUUUUAGAUGUCAGGUUCAUCCUUAGUUACCUUCCUUUUAGAUGUCAGGUUCAUACUUAGUUACCUUCCUUUUAGAUGUCAGGUUCAUCCUUAGUUACCUUCCUUUUAGAUGUCAGGUUCAUCCUUAGUUACCUUCCUUUUAGAUGUCAGGUUCAUCCUUAGUUACCUUCCUUUUAGAUGUCAGGUUCAUCCUUAGUUACCUUCCUUUUAGAUGUCAGGUUCAUCCUUAGUUACCUUCCUUUUAGAUGUCAGGUUCAUCCUUAGUUACCUUCCUUUUAGAUGUCAGGUUCAUCCUUAGUUACCUUCCUUUUAGAUGUCAGGUUCAUACUUAGUUACCUUCCUUUUAGAUGUCAGGUUCAUCCUUAGUUACCUUCCUUUCAGAUGUCAGGUUCAUACUUAGUUACCUUCCUUUUAGAUGUCAGGUUCAUCCUUGGUUUCCUUCAUUUCAGAUGUCAGGUUCAUACUUAGUUACCUUCCUUUUAGAUGUCAGGUUCAUCCUUGGUUUCCUUCAUUUCAGAUGUCAGGUUCAUACUUAGUUACCUUCCUUUUAGAUGUCAGGUUCAUCCUUAGUUACCUUCCUUUUAGAUGUCAGGUUCAUCCUUGGUUUCCUUCAUUUCAGAUGUCAGGUUCAUACUUAGUUACCUUCCUUUUAGAUGUCAGGUUCAUCCUUGGUUUCCUUCAUUUCAGAUGUCAGGUUCAUCCUUGGUUUCCUUCAUUUCAGAUGUCAGGUUCAUCCUUGGUUUCCUUCAUUUCAGAUGUCAGGUUUGUACUUAGUUACCUUCCUUUUAGAUGUCAGGUUCAUCCUUAGUUACCUUCCUUUUAGAUGUCAGGUUCAUCCUUAGUUACCUUCCUUUUAGAUGUCAGGUUCAUCCUUGGUUACCUUCCUUUUAGAUGUCAGGUUCAUCCUUAGUUACCUUCCUUUUAGAUGUCAGGUUCAUCCUUAGUUACCUUCCUUUUAGAUGUCAGGUUCAUCCUUAGUUACCUUCCUUUUAGAUGUCAGGUUCAUCCUUAGUUACCUUCCUUUUAGAUGUCAGGUUCAUCCUUAGUUACCUUCCUUUUAGAUGUCAGGUUCAUCCUUGGUUACCUUCCUUUUAGAUGUCAGGUUCAUCCUUGGUUUCCUUCAUUUCAGAUGUCAGGUUCAUCCUUGGUUUCCUUCAUUUCAGGAGUUUAGUUUCUCCUUGAUUACUUGACCAAAUGAUUUUGUUUCAAACUCAUUGUCUUUCGGUUGUUGACAUUUUCCAUUUGCUUCAUUUUAUUGUUCUGCAAUUUAUACUUAAGCACAUAGUAUGCGCCCCUCUCUCUCUCUCUCUCUCUCUCUCUCACACACACACACACAAACACACACAUGCAUUCUUAGAUUGUAACUUUCUUGCAUUGAGAUAUACCUGUAAUGGUCAAAGUGAACAAUAGCACAGAUUCAAACAAAGACUGAAACCUUCUCAGUUUCGUACUUUUUUUUUUUUUUUUUUAGUUUUGUCUUAGGGUUGAUUUAUUUUCUGCUAUACAUUGCGGAAGUACACCGUCUGCCCACAUAGAUCACAAAGUGGUACCUUUUAUUUUUACCAAAAUAGUCAGACUUUUACAAGGAUGAACAGAAAACAGUGCAAUUUUGUAAAAACAAUAACAAAUUUGUUGAAACAAUAUACUCUUCAUGACUAUGUUUUUUAAGUACUACAAUUAAACGAAAAUUAAACUGUAUUUUGAGUUUCUUAGCUGCCAAUUAAAGUAAUUUAGUGUGUGAAGUUAAA